Molecule: messenger RNA, 1143 nt
Organism: Effrenium voratum
Lineage: Eukaryota; Dinophyceae; Suessiales; Symbiodiniaceae
Source: the annotation of a GenBank genome assembly
AUGGUUGACGACAACCCGAACAACAUCACCAGCAGCAAGGGGCAAUAUCUGUGGCGGCAGCGCAUUGCCAAGGAGCGGGCCCACUUCCGGCCCAGCGACAAGGCGGACUUCUCGGUACGCAGCGCGUUGAGGAUCUUGGACGUACCGGGCCGCUUCAAGCCUGGUCAGAUCAAUCCUCAUGACCAAGGGCCUGUCCAAGGCCUGGACUCCGUCACGGAGCGGCUGCUGCGGGCAGACGUGGCCGCCAAGCACCGAGUCCCGGCGGAGCAGCUUCUGUGGCCGGAGACGGAGCAACACCAGGUGGGAUGGCUGGCCAAGGCCAACGGCCCAGGCCUACCCUACGAAGAGCGCAGCACCAUGAGCGGCCUCUCCCCGCGCCUGGGCAUCGGCUGGAUGCACGGGGACGCCCAGCCGGCGAAGGUGGCCGGCCUCGCCCACCAGCCGCUGCUGCCGGCAGUGGUGCAGUCCCCUCGAGCGGCCUUGAAGGAGGACCUCAUCUCCAAGUGGACGGGCAUGCGCCAGGACGUGCGGAGCGAGACCGCGCAGGUUCCGUCCAUACCAGCUCUGCCACCUCCAGUGCCACAAGUUCCGACGCCCAAGAACCGCCGGCAGGUGGUCCAAGCGGAGGUGCAAGCGCGGUGGCAGGUGUUGCAGGAGAACUGGGAGGAACAGAAGCAGAAGCGGAGGGAACGGAGGCGCCUAAAGAUGGCUGCGCCGAACCCCCAGGCGCCGGCGACCAGCGCGCCGACCCCGGCGGCCACUCGCCUCCCGCCGCUGUCGCGCUUGGGCAAAGUCUUCGCGCCGGCGGCGUGCGCGGGGUUCCACCGCGCCGAGCACUUAGACCCGGAGGACGCUUGGGGCGGCGAGGCAUUCGCUGUUGUGCCCAGACCCAGCGCCAGGGAGGACCGGCAAGUCGCGGCGGCCGCCGACCGGGGAAGGAACUUCAUGAACAGACCCGGGAACCCGUGGUUCAAGCCAAAAGGCAGCUCGGACGUGGUGGCCUUCGGGAACGCCUACGCCAAGAGCUGGGGCAAGAGCGUCUUCUGCCGCAAGGCGCCCAUUCCGCCAAGUGCGCCCAUGCCAAUGCCGAGCGCGGCGGCGGCGGCGGCGCCGGGGCCCCUGCCGACAGAAGCGGAGAGCUGA